Aspergillus luchuensis is the source of this 639-nucleotide messenger RNA. RefSeq names its product proteasome core particle subunit alpha 3 (gene pre9). The transcript is spliced from 3 exons. Lineage: Eukaryota; Fungi; Ascomycota; Eurotiomycetes; Eurotiales; Aspergillaceae. Bases 1 to 639 code for a protein of 212 amino acids. Gene Ontology annotation, biological process: ubiquitin-dependent protein catabolic process. Gene Ontology annotation, cellular component: proteasome core complex; cytosol; nucleus. The record is from RefSeq and is a predicted model, not a curated record.
AUGUCACGGAGAUACGAUUCCAGAACUACCAUCUUUUCCCCCGAAGGUCGACUCUACCAGGUUGAAUAUGCGUUAGAAGCCAUCUCGCAUGCCGGUACCGCCCUAGGAAUUCUGGCCAAAGAUGGAAUCGUCCUCGCAGCGGAGAAGAAGGUCACCAGCAAGCUACUGGAGCAGGACACAUCUGCGGAGAAGCUAUACACGCUGAACGACAACAUGAUCUGUGCUGUUGCUGGUAUGACGGCAGACGCAAACAUCCUUAUCAACUAUGCUCGACAAGCUGCCCAGCGGUAUCUUCUUACCUACAACGAAGAAAUUCCUUGCGAGCAACUUGUCCGUCGUCUGUGCGACUUGAAGCAAGGAUACACCCAGCAUGGUGGUCUCCGUCCCUUCGGUGUUUCGUUCAUCUAUGCCGGCUACGACCCUCUCCGGGAGUUCCAACUGUACCAGAGCAACCCCAGCGGUAACUACGGUGGCUGGAAAGCAACUAGCGUGGGAGCAAACAAUGCUAGUGCUCAGAGUCUGCUGAAGCAAGAUUACAAGGAGGACUGCGAUCUGAAGGAAGCUUGCGCUAUGGCCGUUAAGGUUCUUAGCAAGACGAUGGACUCGACCAAGCUGAGCAGUGAGAAGAGUAAGUCAUGA